Messenger RNA from Lontra canadensis (Northern American river otter), 2536 nucleotides. RefSeq names its product insulin like growth factor binding protein acid labile subunit (gene IGFALS). Gene Ontology annotation, cellular component: plasma membrane. Lineage: Eukaryota; Metazoa; Chordata; Mammalia; Carnivora; Mustelidae. The record is from RefSeq and is a predicted model, not a curated record. The coding region runs from base 695 to 2503 and encodes 602 amino acids. Gene Ontology annotation, molecular function: protein binding. The transcript has 2 exons.
AUCCUGCGCAGAGCGGGCUGGUCAGGGCCCCACGGGAGCUCUGGAGGACAGCCUGGGUCCCAAAGCAGGUGGAGGCUGGUCCUGCAGCCACAAGACCCGGCGCCCAAGGCCAGGCCUCCCUCCACUCUUCCAGAGAGGGCAGUGCUAGGGAAAGCAAACACAAGGGGGCCGGGGACCCUGCCCUGGGUUCCUAGAAGAGGAUGGGGGGAGGAAGGGUGACCAGACACCAGCUGACCCUGAGGUCCCAGAAGCCGAGGCUGGGCAGGGCCCCAGGGAGGCCUGAUGAGGACCCCACCCAGGCUGUUAGGAAAUGGGCAAGGGGAAGGAGGGGGGUGGUCAGCGUGCCAGGCCCAUCUCCCACUUAACUCCCACGUGGCCGUCCGCUGAGUGGGAGGUCCCCACAGCUGCCUGAGGGGCCCCUGCCCAGGGGCAGAGGGCCAGCCAAACCUGAAGGUGGCUUUGGUGUGAAGGCAACCCCCCCAGCCUCUCCCCUAUGCCAUCCGUGUCCUGGGCAUUUGGGGCUGACGCUGGGUGCCGGGCUCGAGAGGGUUAAUGGCAUUGGGCCAGCAGGGCUGGGCUGGGCUGGCCACAGGGCGCUGGCGGCCCCGGCAGUGGGGAAAUCAGAGGACAGGAGCAGCCGGCCCCAGCAGACGCACCAGCCUGUGGCCCGCCUGUGGUCUGUUCUGCACGCGGGAUGGCCCUGACUGGAGGAGGCCCGGUCCUGGCCGUGCUGCUGGUCUCGUGGGCGGCGCUGGGCCCCUGCAGCCCCGAGGGAGCGGAGAACGGGGCGCUGGGGGCCGCCGAGAGCCCGCAGUGCCCGGCCGUGUGCACCUGCGGCCACGAUGACUACACGGACCAGCUCAGCGUCUUCUGCAGCUCCCGUAACCUCACGCGGCUGCCGGACGGCAUCCCCCAUGGCGCCAGGGCCCUCUGGCUGGACGGCAACAACCUGUCCUCCAUCCCCGCGGCCGCCUUCCGGAACCUCUCCAGCCUGGCCUUCCUCAACCUGCAGGGCAGCGGGCUGGCGAGCCUGGAGCCGGAGGCGCUGCUCGGCCUACAGCGGCUGCGGCACCUGCACCUGGAGCGGAACCAGCUGCGCGGCCUGGCGGCCCGCACCUUCCUGCACACGCCGGGCCUGGCCUCGCUCGGCCUCGGCAACAACCUGCUCGGCCGGCUGGACGAGGGCCUCUUCCAGGGCCUGGCCGGCCUCUGGGACCUCAACCUCGGCCGGAACAGCCUGGCCGUGCUGCCCGACGCCGCCUUCCACGGCCUGGCCGGCCUGCGCGAGCUGGUGCUGGCGGGCAACAGGCUGACCUACCUGCAGCCCCCGCUCUUCCGCGGCCUAGCCGAGCUGCGCGAGCUGGACCUGAGCAGGAACGCCCUCCGCAGCGUCAAGGCCGACGUCUUUGUCAAGCUGCCCCGGCUGCAGAAGCUCUACCUGGAGCGCAACCUCAUCGCCGCCGUGGCCCCCGGCGCCUUCCUGGGCAUGAAGGCGCUGCGCUGGCUGGACCUGUCGCACAACCGCGUCAGCGGCCUCCUGGAGGACACCUUCCCCGGCCUGCUGGGCCUGCACGUCCUGCGCCUGUCGCACAACGCGCUGGCCGGCCUGCGGCCGCGCGUCUUCAAGGACCUGCACUUCCUGGAGGAGCUGCAGCUCGGCCACAACCGCCUGCGGCAGCUGCCGGACAGGGCCUUCGAGGGCCUGGGCCAGCUCGAGGUGCUGACGCUCAAUGACAACCAGAUCCGCGAGAUCGAGGCGGGCGCCUUCGCGGGCCUCCGCAGCCUGGCGGUCAUGAACCUGUCCGGGAACUGCCUGCGGACGCUGCCGCCGCAGCUCUUCCUCGGCCUGGACCGGCUGCACAGUCUGCACCUGGAGCGCGGCUGCCUGGGCCGCCUGCGGCCGCACGCCUUCGCCGGCCUCUCGGGGCUGCGCCGCCUCUUCCUCAAGCACAACGGCAUCGCGGCCGUGGACGAGCAGGGCCUGGGCGGGCUCGCGGAGCUGCAGGAGCUGGACCUCACGGCCAACCGGCUCACGCACCUGCCGGGCCAGGCGCUCCAGGGCCUCGGCAAGCUGGAGUACCUGCUGCUCUCGGGCAACCGGCUGGCGGCGCUGGCGGCCGACGCCCUGCGGCCCCUGCGCCGCGUCUUCUGGCUGGACGUGUCGCACAACCGCCUGGAGGCCCUGCCCGAGGCCGACCUGCCCCAGCUGCGCCACCUGAGCCUCAGGAACAACUCCCUGCGGACCUUCACGCCGCAUGCCCCCGGCCUGGAGCGCCUGUGGCUCGAGGGCAACCCCUGGGACUGCGGCUGCCCGCUCCGGGCCCUGAGGACCCUGGCCCUGCAGCAGCCCAGCGUCGUGCCGCGCUUCGUGCAGGUGGCGCCAGAGGGCGACGACGGCCAGCCGCCCGCCUACGCCUCCAACAACAUCACCUGCGCCAGCCCCCCGGGCGUCUCGGGCCUCGACCUGCGCGACGUCGACGAGGCCCACUUUGCUCACUGCUGACGGAGGCCCGGCCUGCCCUGAUGCUGCCCUGGG